UGCAGGGCCGGCAGGACAGGUCACACGGCAGAAGGAAUGUCCCCGGGAGCCCUGGGGUGCUUGGAAGUGCUGACACAAGGGUGACAGAGGGACACGUGAGCGGUCACGGUUCUUUCGAAACCAGACGGGAGGAUCCUGCAGGGAUCAUCCUCCCUGCUCCUCCCACAGGGCACUCGCUGAGCGCCGCAGGGGCUCAGGAGUUCUGCCUGGGGUCAGGGGAGCUCGUGGCCUUGCUUUUCCUCCCGUGCCUGCUUUGGGAUCCACAGGAAUCCUGGGGAUGGCUCCCAGGUAGCGCUGAAGCAGCUGAGGGUGAUGUUUGUGCCUCUGCCAAUGCUCUACAGGCAGUUUUACCAGGCCUGCAGAACGGGCAUCAUGGACCAGGCUCUCUCCAUCUAUUUCCUGCUGGGAUGGCUGGGCGGAGACCUCCUCAACCUCAUCGGUUCCUUCCUGGCUGAUCAGCUGCCCCUGCAGGUGUACACGGCCAUUUACUACGUGCUGGCAGACCUGGGGAUGCUCUCCCUCUACUGCUACUACCGGGUGAAGAACAGGGGCAGAGCGUUCCCUGCUCCCAUCAACGCAGCCUUUGUGUUCCUGUCCCUGGGGUCCCUGCCCAGCCUCUCCCUCCUGGGCAGUGCCAGCACCGAGGCUCCGGGGCCUUUCAGAGGGAGGUCUCUGCUGUCAGCUCCUGGGGAUGAGCUUGGACCAAAGCCUUUCUCCAGGACUGAAAUCAUUGGAUUUACCAUUGGCUCCAUCUCCUCCGUGCUCUACCUGUGCUCCCGAGUGCCCCAGAUCUGCACCAACUACAAGAGGAGAUCCACCAGCGGGGUCUCCUACUCUCUCUUUGCCCUGGUGAUGCUGGGGAAUUCCCUGUACGGCCUCAGUGUCCUCCUGAAGAACCCGGAGCCAGGCCAGGGCCAAGGUGACUACAUCCUGCACCACCUGCCCUGGCUCGUGGGCAGCCUGGGCGUCCUGGCCCUGGACGUGGUUAUCUCCUUCCAGUUCCUGGCCUAUCGGAAAGGACGGCCUGGGACCCUCGAGGAGAGGGAUGCACUCCUGGGGGAGCCUGAUGAGAGCCUGGAGAGCUGACAGAGGGACCUGCCCUGCAGGGAGAGGAGGAGGAGGAGGACGAUGCAGAUGAGGAAGGUGGCCUUAGGGCUGGGCAGACCAGCCCCUCCAUCCUGGUGGCUCCUGGCAGAAGAGGCCCUGAGCCCGUGGGUGACACGUUGUGCUGCCGAAGCCGUGGCAGAGGAUGCUGCUGGGACACCUGGUGCCUCUUGGAUACCAAUGAUGCUUUCAGGAUAAAAGGGAAUUUUUGGAUACCUCAGUUGCUCUUCGCUGCUCCGGUGCCCCACAGCUGAGCCUGGUCACUGCUGUGCCUGCCAAGGGGGAUCUGGAACUUCCUUGGUGCUGAAAAAUGUGGGGAGAGCGUGAGUGGGAUGGCUGACCUGCCACAGGCACGAGCACCCCUGUGACCUCACAGCUCCCCUUCAGCUCCUUCUGGAAGGCACGCAGGGCUGGAUCCAGUGGGAAAGGAGCAGCAGAACCAAAGUGUUCAGUCCACACCUAUUUUAAUCAGCAUGGCUCACCCAUCUAUAAAACAUGUCUUUCCCCA
Molecule: messenger RNA, 1612 nt
Organism: Lonchura striata (white-rumped munia)
Lineage: Eukaryota; Metazoa; Chordata; Aves; Passeriformes; Estrildidae
Gene: SLC66A1
Product: solute carrier family 66 member 1
Cellular component (GO): lysosomal membrane
Molecular function (GO): L-lysine transmembrane transporter activity
Source: RefSeq, a predicted model, not a curated record